GAAGAGACCCGAAGUUACUACCGUACACUGACCAUAGACAGACCAGAUAACUCAGUCGUGAGUUGACAGACAACGUGUGCAGUCGCUGUCGGAUUCGAAUUAGAUAAAAAACAUUAAUUUUUGAUAAAUCAGCGUACUAAAACAAUAGUCCGCGUUAGUGCUCGUGUUGAUACCGUUUAUACUUUUUUUUUAACAGUAAAAAACGAUUGUUGGAUUAUUUUGUAAAUUAAAAAUGGUGACUUCACGGACAGCUUUAGAAGGAACUUUACAAAACCGAUUGGCAAACAUUUGCAAGGAUACUAUUACAAUGAAAGCUAAUUCCGAAGAGUUAUUUAAUCUAUAUAAUAAUAAUGUAAAACCGGAGGACAUCGACGCGACUUCUGAUGGACAAUGUUACUCGCCAACAGAACUGUUGACGUUCAAACGGGAAACAACUACACCCACAAAUUUGAGCGAAGACUCCGGAGUAGACGUGUCUGUGCCACCACGCAAACGGAAACGUAUAGAAGACAAACUUUGUCCGACGUCCGACAAACGUCAAGAUGCAGUCUUGUCGGUGAACUGCAUUAUUGGUAUUCCAGACAAGAGUCAUGGAUAUCCACCAUUCAGGCCGUGGAGUAACGAGUCUGCGUCAGCAUCAGACGUUGGUCUUAGACUAUUUCAUGACAUACAAAAUGUAGACAGGAUACUAUCAUUGGCGCAACGCAAAGAACCACUGGAACCUCAACCGUUGGACCUUACCAAAAACACAGCAACCGAACGGCCUAUAAUUGAAGAACCUCGUGUGACUAAAAACUCAAAAGAUAUUUGUACGACUUCAAAUCUUUCUAGUACCGAUUCAAAUACCCUGCUGACAGCUACCACUACAGCGAACCCAACCACUAAACACGGCAAAAACAUGUCAAAAGCCCGAAGGAUAGAGGCUAACGCGCGAGAACGGUCCAGAGUUCAUACGAUCAGCGCUGCUUUCGAUACUCUUAGAGCUACCAUACCAUCAUACUCGAAAAAUCAAAAACUGUCAAAAUUAUCCACCAUCAGAAUAGCAAGCGCUUACAUACUGACCCUGUCCAGGUUAUUGGACAUGGACUACAGCCUCGAACAAAAUAGGCCGUCGGUGGACGACUGCGUGAAUGACAUAACCGAUAUUAUCCACUUAGAAGGCAAAACGAGAAAAAGAAAAGAUGAAACGUAGAAAGCCAACUAUUGAUAGAUUUUAAAAGUCUAUUUUAUUAUAUUGUGUGCACAUAGACAUAAUAAUAUGGCUCGUACAUAAAUUUUUUAAGCAUAUUUCUCUUUUGUCCCACGUGUUAAAACACAUGGCUAACACUUGUAGGGUUGUUAGCGCUGUUCGUGGUUAUAAGUGAGCGUUGACCUAUACAAGUAUAAAUAACAUAAUAAUGCAUAUUGAAUCCAAAUUUAGAUAUCGAAGCUAAUUGCGUUAUAUUUGUUCACUACCAAACGACAUUCCAGAAGAAAAAUAAGAUAUUGAAUGAAUUACACAAUUCUAUUUGUCAAUGAGAACGCUUUCUUAAAAUAUUUUCUGAGAUUAUUGUAUUAUAUAUCGGUCAUAAAUCCUAGUCAGACAUUAUAUUAAUAUGUAAUAAACCAACGUAUCUAAUUAAAAUUAUAUAUUAUUAAUAUAAAGUAUAGUUUGUAAUUUAUGUUUUCACCAAUUAUAGAUUUUUUAUAUUAAUUAUAAAUGUUUAUUUCAAUUAAAACUAUUUAUAUUU
Messenger RNA from Daktulosphaira vitifoliae (grape phylloxera), 1730 nucleotides. It is a transcript of the gene net, whose product is annotated as transcription factor Atoh8. The transcript is spliced from 2 exons. Bases 233 to 1192 code for a protein of 319 amino acids. Gene Ontology annotation, molecular function: protein dimerization activity; DNA-binding transcription factor activity. NCBI's taxonomy places the organism in Eukaryota, Metazoa, Arthropoda, Insecta, Hemiptera, Phylloxeridae. The record is from RefSeq and is a predicted model, not a curated record.